UUCAGUCAGCCCGGCCGCCGGGGGGCGCUCUGGCGCCGGCCGACGCCGCGCAUGCGCAGCAAGCGGCCCGUGGCGGCAUGGCGGCGUCCGAGGAGGAGCCGCCCGCGGAGCCGCAGCUCCGGGACACCCCCGACGACAUCUGCUUGGAGGCAGCGGCCAACGCCAUCGCGCUGCACCCGGCGCGGGCUCUGUUGGCGGCGGGGGACGUGGACGGCGACGUGUACCUGUACUCGUACGGCUGCGUGCAAGGGGACAACCGCCAGCUCUGGUCGUCGGGACACCACCUCAAGUCGUGCCGUGAUGUCGCCUUCUCCCAGGACGGGCAGAGGCUGCUCACCGUGGCCAAGGACAAAGCCAUCCACGUGCUGGCGGUGGAGGGCGGCCGCCUGGAGACGCGCAUCGCCAAGGCCCACAGCGCGGCCCUCAACUGCGUGCUGCCCAUCGAUCAGCACCUCCUGGCCACGGGCGACGACGGCGGAGAGCUCAAAGUGUGGGACCUGCGCAAGGGCAGCGCCGUGCUGGAAGCCCGGCAGCACGAGGAGUACAUCAGCGCCCUGGCCGUGGAUGGGGCUGGGAAGAUCCUGCUGACCGCCAGCGGUGAUGGCACCAUGGGAGUCUUCAACAUCAAAAGGCGCCGCUUCGAGCUGCUCUCGGAGCCGCAGAGCGGGGACCUGACAUCCGUUGUGCUGCUGAAGAGAGGGAAGAAAGUGGCAUGCGGCUCCAGCGAAGGAACCAUCUACCUCUUCAACUGGAAUGGUUUUGGGGCCACCAGUGACCGCUUCUCUCUGAGGGCCGAGUCAGUGGACUGCAUGGUCCCCAUCACAGAGAGCAUCGUGUGCACGGGGUCCCUUGAUGGGGUCAUCAGGGCGGUGAACAUCUUGCCAAACCGGGUGCUGGGGUGCGUCGGGCAGCACCUGGGGGAGCCCAUUGAGCAGCUGGCCGUGGCCCCAGAUGGGCAGCUCCUGGCCAGCUGCGCCCACGACCAGAAGGUGAAGUUCUGGGACAUCUCCUCGCUGGGCUCCAUGGUGGUGGAUGAGUACCGCAAGAAGAAGAAGCGGGGGGGGCCGCUGAAAGCCCUGAGCAGUAAGGCUGUAGGCAGCGGGGAGGACUUCUUUGCAGACCUGCGAGAGGAGCAGGAAGCCACAGCGGAGGCAGCCACGGGGAGCGACAGUGACGACAGUGACUGAGGAGCUGGUGGGGCCGUGUUCUGCUGGGGGCUGUGGAGGUCCUGGGACUGGGAACAAGGGAGGAUGCUGGUGGUGAGGGUGGGGCCUGUGGUGUGGGGACAGUGAGAGGAAAUGGGGGAGCUCCCGACUGCUUCAGGGCUGUGAGAUGUGAGGUUCCACGGGGUUGGUGGGGACUGUGCCGUGUCCCCUCCAGGCUGCAGCAGAGCCCACACAACAUCCUGAGCAGACCCAUUGAGCGUCGGUCAACUAUUAAGUUUAGGCAUCAGGUGUAUUAAAAACGUAGUGCCUUUUGGUUCCUA
This is a messenger RNA of Numida meleagris (helmeted guineafowl), 1486 nucleotides long. RefSeq names its product WD repeat domain 55 (gene WDR55). The record is from RefSeq and is a predicted model, not a curated record. The transcript is spliced from 8 exons. NCBI's taxonomy places the organism in Eukaryota, Metazoa, Chordata, Aves, Galliformes, Numididae. The coding region runs from base 78 to 1187 and encodes 369 amino acids. Gene Ontology annotation, molecular function: protein binding.